AUGCCUGGUCGAAGGAACCGUAGACGGUCGUCCGGUCACGGUCACGGUCACCAGAGUCGGAACCGCACCCCCGACGCCAGAGCUGAGCUGCUUUUCUCCGUGAGCCACUUGGAGUGCCUCCUGCGGGAACGCCACUAUGCCCUGCGUCUAAACUCUUCCGCGCCUGUGUUCCUCGCAGCCGUCCUGCAAUAUCUGAUCGCCACGGUCCUGGAGCUGGCGGGCAACGAGGCCCAGAGAAACGGCUGCCGGCGCAUCACCCCACAGCUCGUGGACAUGGCCAUCCACAACAACGCACUGCUCAGUGGCUUCUUUGGGAGCACCACCAUUUCCCUGGUGGCCCCGGACUGGGAGUAG
Pteronotus mesoamericanus is the source of this 354-nucleotide messenger RNA. RefSeq names its product histone H2A-Bbd type 2/3. Lineage: Eukaryota; Metazoa; Chordata; Mammalia; Chiroptera; Mormoopidae. Gene Ontology annotation, cellular component: chromatin; nucleosome. Gene Ontology annotation, molecular function: DNA binding; protein heterodimerization activity; structural constituent of chromatin. Gene Ontology annotation, biological process: heterochromatin formation. The transcript has a single exon. The record is from RefSeq and is a predicted model, not a curated record. The coding region runs from base 1 to 354 and encodes 117 amino acids.